Messenger RNA from Olea europaea var. sylvestris, 1494 nucleotides. RefSeq lists its product as uncharacterized. Lineage: Eukaryota; Viridiplantae; Streptophyta; Magnoliopsida; Lamiales; Oleaceae. The transcript has 5 exons. Bases 63 to 1196 code for a protein of 377 amino acids. Gene Ontology annotation, biological process: protein transport. The record is from RefSeq and is a predicted model, not a curated record.
GAUUUGAUCAAAACGUUAUUGUGAUUAUGUAGGUUGAACAUGUAAUUCGAGAACAAAAUAUUAUGGCUGCAAAUGAGUUCAUUGAGCUUUUCUGCGAAUUAGUGGUGACCAGACUUUCUGUCAUUGCAAAGCAAAGAGAAUGUCCAGCUGAUCUGAAAGAAGGGAUAUCAAGUUUAAUAUUUGCAGCUCCUAGGUGCUCGGAUAUUCCCGAACUGUUAGCAAUUCGAGAUGUUUUUGAGAAGAAAUACGGGAAGGAUUUUGUUUCCACAGCUACCGAUUUACGACCCAAUGCUGGUGUUAAUCGCACGCUCAUUGAAAAGCUCUCGAUACGGUCCCCGACUGGUGAAACAAAGUUGAAAGUUUUGAAGGAAAUAGCAAAAGAAUAUCAGGCUAAUUGGGAUACAACAGAAUCGGAGACCGAACUACUUAAGCCUCCAGAAAAACCUAUAGAAGGACCAAACAACUUUGUAAGUGCCAGUAGCUUACCUUUGAAGUCAAUCCCCGAGAAAUCUCCUGAGCCAAAUAUUUUAACACGCAGAUGCUUGAACAAUGAACAGAGCAAUAUUUUGCACUAUGAAAACCCAGCAUCAGCUGCUGAAGCAGCUGCCAAUUUUGCAAAGAAAGCCGCUUCUGCUGCUGAAGCAGCUGCCAUUCUCGCCAACAGAGAGGCAAAUGUGUCAGGUAAUUUUCGUGCUACGAGUAACAGAUAUGCUGUCCAAAAGAGUAUGAAGGACAGUAGUUAUGGGAAUUCUCAGAGUCUCAGGGGGGCAGAGAUGAGGCCCCAUGACGUCGAAGCUCAAAGUACGCAGAGAAGACAUAGCUAUAAUAUUCCGUCGGCACAUUUAGAUAUUAAGUACGAAGAAUCGGAUUAUGAUGAAGAAAUCGAGAUGGAAGAACCAACAAGUGGUGUUCCAAAGUUGGCCAAAGAAACUACUGAUAAGGAUAACAGAAAGAUCUAUAGAACGCAAAGCGACAACUACACUGUUCCAACUGGACCCUCAGAUAUCAAGUUUGAUGAGUCUGAUUGUGAUGAUGAUCCAGAUGAGGCGGAUGAGUUUCUAAGACGAACUAAUUUUCCACCCAAUAUGCCUACACAGGAACAGUUUCCAGUUAGACGUGUGCAUCCCAAAUUGCCCGACUAUGACAUGCUUGCUGCUCGUUUUGAAGCACAUAAACAUGGUAGACCGCCAACCUGAAUUGUUGGAGUAACCUUGUGUUAUUUUCUAUGCUUUAUAUACAUGUUGUUAUUCUGGAGAUAUAGUAUAUACUAUUUAAUUGGCUUAUGCUUAUGUGAUGACAUUGGGAGUUAGGAGUUAUCUUGAGGCGAUAAAAUAAUACUAGGAAAUAAUGUUUGUCAUUGGAUCAUUAUGUUACUUCAACACCACCCUUUGCUCACUGUAUUGUAAUGGAAUUCUUUGAGAUUCGUAUCGAAGUAUUUCAAUGUGAACAACCUUGUUAUGUUGUCAGGAUUGGUUAUAGAAAAUUUUUUGGUUG